Molecule: messenger RNA, 903 nt
Organism: Rhodotorula graminis WP1
Lineage: Eukaryota; Fungi; Basidiomycota; Microbotryomycetes; Sporidiobolales; Sporidiobolaceae
Exons: 8
Coding region: 1-903 (300 amino acids)
Biological process (GO): tRNA modification
Molecular function (GO): magnesium ion binding; tRNA guanylyltransferase activity
Source: RefSeq, a predicted model, not a curated record
AUGCAAGCUCGGCCCACUCGAGCCAUGGCAGGGUCCCGCUUCGCCUACGUCAAGAACUUUGAGCUCGCGGACCCUCUCCUCCCCUCGACUUUCUUCGUCGUCCGCAUCGACGGCAAAGGGUUCCACGGCUUCUCGAAACUGCACAACUUCGACAAGCCCAGCGAUGUGCGCGCCCUCGCCCUCAUGAACGACGCCGCCAAGCGCGUCGUCGGCGGCCGAGAGCUCAACGGCGAGUGCGUCGUCGCGUUCGGCGAGAGCGACGAGUACAGCUUUGUCUUCAAGCGCACGUGCAAGCUGCACGGCCGAAGAGCAAGCAAAAUCGUCACCCUCGUCGUAUCGGUCUUUACGGCCGCCUACAUGGCGCUUUGGCCGCAGUUCUUCCCGAACUCGCCGCUCUCGCUCGAGCACCUUCCGGUCUUUGACGGUCGCGUCGUGCAGUACACGAGCGAGCUCGAGAUCCAGGACUACCUGCGCUGGCGACAAGUCGACACGCACAUCAACAAUAUGUACAACACAGUCUUCUGGGCGUUGGUCCUGCAGGGCAAGCGCACCGAGCAGGAGGCCGAGCAGGAGCUGAGCGGCACCAUCUCGAGUCAGAAGCAGGAGAUCCUCUUCUCGCAGUUCGGCAUCAACUACAACAACCUCGACCCCAUGUUCCGCAAGGGCAGCAUCGUCAUCUGGGAGGAAGAGCCGCUGGCAGUGUCGCAGGACUCGGCACCGAGCUCGACGUCCGAGCCGCCAGCACCGUCACCCGAAUCCGCCGACUCGCCCGCUCCCCUCGUCAAGAUGCGCCAGCGCAAGAAGCCGCCAAAACCCAAGCGCCGCCUCGUCGUCGUGCACGAGGACCUCAUCGCCGACGCGUGGUGGACGGAGGGCCGAGGCAAGGCCCUGCUCGACGGCUAG